AUGGAUGACAUGAACACGGUACUUCAGGAGGCUGAGAUCUUUGAGGCGCAGGCAAAAGGUUCUCCCUUCACGUGGUGGAACAAUCAAGAGGAUAACCCUAUCUCUAAGAAGAUAGAUCACUCCCUCAUCAAUCAGGCUUGGGAAAACUCUUUUCCGGACUCGUUUGCAGAAUAUUUGGAGCCGGAUCAGUCUGACCACGCGCCAUGCCUGUUUAGAACUCCAUCCGUUAGGAGUCGGAUCCGCAAGCCUUUCAAGUUCUACCAUCACAUCAUCGACAACCCUGAGUUCCUAGUGACUGUAGACAAUGCUUGGCAUCCAGAGUCUAUAGUGGGUACUGCUCAAUUUAAGCUGAUGAGAUCAAUGAAGUGCCUCAAAAAAGAUUUGAGGGGGCUUAACAAAAGGCAUUACAGUGGCAUCUCUGAAAGGAUUAAACAGCAGGGAGCAAAAGUGGAGGGUUUACAGCGAGCACUCCUUACGAGCCCUGAUAGAGCAACUGCUGUUGAGGAGCAUAGAGAGAGAGACACACUAAACAAAUUGUUCACGGCAGAGCAAAAGUUUUAUAGGCAGAGGUCGAGGGUCAGACGGGCAGAUGUGGGAGACAGAAAUAUGACCUUUUACCAUAAGACAGUGAAUCAAAGGGUAACUCAGAAUCACAUUCACUACCUCCAGGAUGAAGACAACAAUUUUUUUGGAACGACAUCAGCAAUUAAAGAGCAUUCUGUGGCUUAUUUCCAGUGA
Molecule: messenger RNA, 738 nt
Organism: Brassica oleracea var. oleracea
Lineage: Eukaryota; Viridiplantae; Streptophyta; Magnoliopsida; Brassicales; Brassicaceae
Exons: 1
Coding region: 1-738 (245 amino acids)
Source: RefSeq, a predicted model, not a curated record